GAGUGCGACGAGGCAACAAGGUUGAAUGAAAGAACAGAAAUAUUGUUUCCUGCCACGAACAMGAAUCUUUUCGCGAUACYGAACAGUACAGUAAAAAUCCAGAACAACGAGUCGAGUCGAAAGAAAAGGAUGGCCCGUUCCUCCCCCACUGGUGUCUCCAAGCGGUUUCUCGCGGCCCUCGUUGUCGCCCUUGCGGCUGCGAUCCGUCCCGCUUCGUCGUUGCUGCAGGCGUCGCUGGCAGAGGCACGGGCAAAAGCAAAGGCACCGGCGCAACAACGGCGAUCGCCAUUGCCAUUGCCAUUGCCAUUGCCAUCGCUAGCGGCAGCGGCAGCGGCGCCACCUAGAUCGCUGCCAACGCUUGCGUUGUCGGCGUCUCCCAACGGCAGCGGGGGCGGCUCCGGCCGCAGAGAGGUCCUCCGGCGGGCCUUCCUCGCCGCUGCUGCUGCCACCGCUUCCUUUCCCUCCGGGUCCCUCGCCUUUCCCAACGCUGUUCCGGACGCCCGGAAAUUCGCCGACAAGACCAAGCGGAGGGGGACCCCGCCGAAGGACCUGGGGAUCCUGCCCCGGACGACGGAGGGGAUCGACGCCUCCGUUACGUCGCCCCGCCUCCGGACCUGCGACGGCAAUCCCAACUGUUUCUCGACGACCGGCGACGCCCUUCUCGAGGACCGGCAGCAGUACGGAGUGGACUUUUUGGUGGCGCCCUGGGUGCCACCCGCUGGAGAAACCGACCCCAUCGGGGGCAUUGCGGCCGUAGUGGCCUCGUACGAGCCGGGCCAGGGGGGGAUCGACGGGGGAGGCUUUGCCCUCGUGAAGCAGACCGACAACUAUCUCUACUACCAGUUCGAGGCACUCAAAAAGGGAUUCAUCGACGACGUCGAAUUCGCCGUGGUCGGGAACGACACCACCGCCGUCCAGGUCCGCUCCGCGAGCCGCGUCGGGGUCACCGAUUUCGGGGUCAAUGCGGUGCGACUGAACUACAUUUCCCGAAAGCUGCGGGCCGGGGGAUGGACGAUCGCCGAGAUCACCCCCGAGACCCACCGGGACUACUGGAUCACGGCGAACGAGGCGAGGGAGGCCACCUUCGACGCCGAUCGCCGCAGCAUGGACUGAAACGCAUCGUUUCCGGAAUCUACGUGGCAAAAUAGUUUGGCUUUCGGUUUUCCGACAUGGAUCGUUUUCGAUCGAGUUCGUGCAAGCGCCGGUAUCCCCCGGAUUUUUUAGCUAGA
This is a messenger RNA of Pseudo-nitzschia multistriata, 1229 nucleotides long. The record is from the annotation of a GenBank genome assembly. Lineage: Eukaryota; Bacillariophyta; Bacillariophyceae; Bacillariales; Bacillariaceae.